CAUCUCUUGCCGUUAAAGGAACUUUAGCUACACCACAACUUCUUUAACUAAUAAAGCAGUUAUAUAUUUGGUUAUUUCAGGUAGCGUCUGUUUAGUGUUUAGUGUGAUACUUAGUGUAUAACGUAGUUAGGUGUGUUGUUGUGUUUUUCAGUAAGUGUGUUGUUAAUUCCAAGUAGCGUUUGUCAAUUGUUAAGUCAUGUUUUGCGUUGAUGAAAUGAUAUUUCGCGUUGUGUAACGACUGUCGUAGAAUUAAGGAUUUGUUUCUUUAUGUUAUUAUAUGUCAUGGUUUUUUUUUCUCAACUCAUCUUUUUUACACGUUCCGCAAAAAAAAGCGUUAAUAGUAAGAAAACCUAACAACAUGUUAAAAACAAAAAAAUGCCAGAUUUUGCUGGAAGCGCUAAGUUUAGACAAAAGGUAAAAAAUAUGCUAUGUUUGCUAAAUUAUAACGAAAAUUUUGUCAGUACAAUAGACAAAGCGUGAAUUAUGAAAGCAAUAAUAAUAGUUAUUGUUUUGAUGAUAGGAAUUUGGGCCCAUUGACUAUUUUAUUAUCAUAGCAACUCGAUACAGCCACGUGCGUUGAGGGACUGAGCAGAAAGGGGGCGUGGUCUAUAAACGAAUGUGUCAAUCACUCACGGACUCCAACGAGAGGCGGAGCUCCAUUCUUACACAUUGAGGGGAAAGUGGCUGUAAACCAGAGGGUUCACUUGCAGAAACUUGCUGUGGGACGUCUGUAAAGAUUUACCUAAACUAUACGUGGGAAGAGGUAGGUGUGAUUUAAUGAAGUUGUUGAAGACCGCCGCUACUCACUGAGGGCCGAGUAAAACUGCUCACUGCAAGAAAUAAAAUUCAACCUAACCUUAUUAAACGAACAUUUUAUGAAAAGAAUGAUAAUAAUUAGUAAAAUCCAACUAGUGGUCUAUUCUGAUUGGAGGAGCUACUACUAGGCUAUAUGUUAUAGCCCAGUAGCAGCGAAAAGCGCGGGCUUUUAGGCGGCAAAAAACGAUUAAAUUCUAGCUUUAACUAACUAAAAGUUUUUUAUUCUCGAUAUUUUUGACCAACUAGUUGGAUUUUACUAAAACAAUUAUUCCUCUCGCCCUCAUGGCCCUGAGUCAAUAGCCCAUUCGGGCUCGAGGAAUAAUUGUUAAACAUGAGAUUUUAUAUUGACGGUCCUCCUAGUUUGCAAAUAAAUGAGAAGUAAAAAAAUUAACAAAAUUUUUCUUAAAGAAAAGGUUUCUAAAAAAUGUUUUAUUAAUCGAACAAAAACACCGUUGAUCUGUCAAAACCCAUUCUUAAACGAAAACAAAGUUUUCUUACCAAAAAAGCACCAAACCGCGGUCCAUGUUACCAUUUCAAGAAGCAAUGGGCGAAACGAGUCACAAGCAACAAAAUUUAAUUUUUACCAGUUUCAUUUCCGUAAAAUUAUCAAUAUCCAUUACGUCGCGUUGAAGUGAGAUCUAAAGUUCGAUUACCAGCGAGAGACUUUCCCACUUUUUAUUGCCAAUUGGCGGUUGCUACUUUUUUGGCUAUAAAACGUACGGUUUGGUAAACAUUGCGGAAUUUUCUUAUUUUUAAUUUGUGUUUUGCGUUCUCGUUCUUCUUUUUGUGAGCUUGCGAAGCACCAAAACAAUUGGUGCUCCGCCUGGGCCACAUUGCAAAAGUUGGUGGAAGAAAUCUUUGGACGUAGGCCUGUCAUCCAUGCACGAGUGCCGACGGAAAGGGCUUUGGAGUGGGAAAAAUGGCCGUAUGGUCCUAUUGUGGAUGGUUGGCAAUUGUGGCGAUGUUUUUCUUUUAGGGCACCCAACGACGUUUUGCUCCUAAAUACACUGAAAACACUUUUUAGGUUACCCAGCGUACUUUUAUAACUCUAGAAAAGCAUUCUAAGCGGCGCUGUAAAAUUUGCCUCUGUUCGGUCAUCCUAGGGGAACUUUAGUCUUUUCGGGCUUGAGUAAUAUUUUCCCGAAAAUUUUAGAUGAAAUUUAACGUAUUGCGAGAGUGAGACAUUUCCUAAUUCCUCUCUCCAUCACAUUUUUGAAUCCGAAAAAUUUAGGUUUCCUUUUUCUAUGAAAAACAGCCUAACCUGGGACGUAAAAUGCAAAAAUUAAACUUCAGAAAAUCGUAGGAAAUUAUAUUUUUAAGAUAAGCUUCGAAAAAAAAAAAAGCUUCGAAAAUUGUACAUGAUGGAAUGGUAAUCUAAACACAUUUAGCCGUCCUCAAGUAAUAGAAAAUUCUGGGCAGUAUUUGCUUCUCCGAAUAGAUACUUUAAAGAAAACAUUUGAAAAAAAUCUUUGAAAAGCUUUUCGUAAAACUCUUCGAAACCUUUUCCAAAAACACCUUCAAAACGCACUUCGAAAAACUUUUCGUACGCCUUUUCAUAAACCCUUUUGUAAACGUCUUCGAAAAACUUUUCAUAAAAAAUUCUGCACCUUCUUCGUAAAAAUCUUCAGAUCUCUCUUCGAAAACAUCGUUGAAAACCUCUUUGAAAAAAGCGUCUAAAACCUUUUUGAAACAGGCUUCGAUCCGCAACAUCUCCAAAACAUCGUUCGAGAAGCGUUUGGCGGCCAUGAAAUGUAUACUGUUACAAUGCAAAUCCCUAAUUAGUUUUCGUUUCUGUGACAGACGAGCGCCCCGGUUCAAUGUGAGUUUUCCUGAAGAGUGUAGUAUAGAAAAUAGGUGUCCUGUCUAAACCACCCUGUUUUUGUCCACGAGUACGCCUCCAUUCUUCGAAAAAAGACUUCCUAGUAAACAAAUUUGCUAGCCGAGCGGACUAAGGACAGCAAAAAUUUAUUUACGAGGAAGUCUGUUUUAUCAGUGAAGAAUGGAGGCUUACUCGUGGACAAAAAGAGGGGUGUAACAGGACUCCUAUUUUUUAUACUACAACUGUGGCACUAAGGACAUCGACAUGCUGUCGAUGGAAAGGAUUACAGCGCAAAGUUAAAGAACUGUCCGCAUUAGCGAGGUUAACUUUUAUUCGGAUCUGUUGAUUGGGCAAGAAAUAAGUGCCCGUUGUUUGAAUCUAGAGAAAAUUUAAGGGCUUUCCCCAGGGACAACGAAAACUGUCUGGGGUGUGACUGUACUGCCGAGAACUACUACGAUUAUCUUCUUCACACGUACAAAUCAUCGUAAUGUGUAUUGUCAGUAGUAGACGCAGACGGCUAUCAAUUCGCUUCUGGGGCCCGUUUUUCGAAAGGUUCGGUAACUUUUUGGGUCCGAAUGCAAAUUUUUAAAUCAAAACCUGUUGUAUAAUAGCACAGUUCCUAGCUUACAAACGGCCAAUUUUGCUUUGUUAACUGAAAAUUUUAUUAAAUGCAAACACGGCAAACAUAAAACAGCUUUUCGGGACCGAAAAGUUAUCGAGACUUCCGAGUAACGGGCCGCUGGAUUGUCGUCAUAAAGCAAAGUGGGCGCUGCGUCGACCACACCAGGGCCAGCUUUUCCUUCAGAUCGCGUUACUUUCACCAGUUUUCUUUCCCAUUUAGCAGCCUCGAGGAACUACUUUUAAUCGUUUUUUUUUUCAGCCAAGUUAGCUCAAUGUACUCCACAUGUAUAAAUUAUUACAAAAAAAAGAUGUUGCUAGGUUAUAGAAAAUCAUUUAUGCUUUGUUCAUGACAUUUACUUUUUUAAAGCAGAUAACCAAAACAAAUUAUAACACUUGCAACUCUGACAAGGCGGUCAAAACACAUAAAUUCGCGAGAAGAAGCACCGCUGUUUUUUAAAGGUAUGUUGAUUUGCAAUUUAAAAAAGAUAUUUCCAGUAUUUUUAGUUUACCAUUUAACUUGUAUCUUAAGGUAUACAGAUAACUAACAACCGCUGGCGAGUAAAAUGGCUUCCUUAAUAGAACCCUAAUGGUAAAUUCCGACUUCCAUUUCCUCUAGGCCGCGCGCAGAAUCGCGCGCGCACUAUGAAGUUUUUUUUUAGCGUUUAUUUUUUUCUUUCAUGGCGUAUGGAAACCUAGUCUGCUUGUGGGGAGGACAGACUAAUGGAAACCUUGCAACGUUUCUAACGUACUUGUAACUUCACUGAUGAAGGGCCAGGCCUGAAAAGCUUGGAGAGGAACUCCAACCACAAGAAGGCACUUAUGUUCAUUAAAUGGCGCGAAGAAAGUAAAGAUUUGCCCCUGGGUCUCCGAGGAUGAAUUGUGCGCCACUGUCUUGUUUUUCUGUCUCAAUCAACUGGUCCAGUUCGAUUAGCUGGACCCGUGAACUCUGAAAAAUUCGACUCCGGAAGACCAAAUGAAAAGAAAAAACUGAAAAAUCCUCCGAGGCCCUUCGGCCAAAAAAAAAUCAAAACUCUGAGACCCAAAAGUCACCCGAAAAAGAGUUCAAGACCCAUCACAAACACUUCAAAUCCGAGAUUUCGAGAUUGGGUAAAAUUUUCCGAGACCCACGUUUCUCGAGGUACCAUUCUAUACCGUCUAUACCCCUUUGUUGCAAUUGUCGCUUUCCCUUGCACUCAACUUGCCGGUUUCUUACUUUUCCUCUAAGUACCUGGCCUGUAAAUGACAAACAUGGCCCUGCAAUUCUCUCUUGACUUUUCUCGGUAAAUCUAUAUCAUCUCUGUUAUUGAGACGACUGCCCGAUCUUUGAAAGCCCAACUGUCCAAACUUUAGAUCAAUAACUCAGUUACGUUGUCUACCUUUCCCCAUCUUUUAAAUGCAGUUCACAUCAUCUUCACUCUUUCGCCAUCUUGCCCUCAAUGCCCGAGUUGACUUUUGUAUCAGUCGGGUUCCACUAGGAUGUCUUAAGCUUACCCCCGGGGGGGGGCACUUUAGGAAUUUCUGGGUGGGGAAGUGCCGCUGGGACCCUGGAACCCUUGACCUAUACCAGAGCUAGUUCAGCUGAGUUUUUCUGCCCUAUACUAGAGUAAACUCCCCAAAUCCCCCUAUCCUAGAGUAGCUGUUUCCUCAGUCUAGAUCAGAUGGGCUCCUGUCUAGAUAAAAUCUUCAACCAACUGAUCAGUUUCCUGAAAAAUGAUACCCUAUUCUAGACCCAAACGCUCUGAUUUAUAUACCCUAUCCUAAACUGCUUGAAAACCAUACCCUUCACAGCGGCACAUGCCCAUAUAGCCCAUAUAUGGCAGUACCCCCCGGGAGCUUACCUUGAGGUCUGGUUGAGUUUUAGCAACUCUCAUACACUCUCUAGUCUAGUACGUGUUCGUUAUUUACCAAGCGAAUGUAAAUGAGCGUAAAUUAGUAAGAAUAAGGUAGUUAAGGGAUCGGAGAUUAGUCUAGUUAAUAGCAUGAUUUGUAGUGAUAUUAAGCAUUAAUACCACGAGUGUUAUUUCGAGAUUGUUAUACGUAAUUUCACGAGCCGUUAGUGAAAUUUGAGACAAUUUUGAAAUAUCAUGAGUGGUAUUUAUGCCUCAUAUCACGCACAAAAUCGUGCUAUUAUUUGUUUACACUACUACUCCCAAAAAGUUUGUAAUUUUCACAUGUAGUUAUUUCAAAUUAAGCUGAAAUGCCACUGCUCUAAGUCAAUCAAAUUGCAGAAAUUUCUCAAGCAGUAGUAUAACUGAGUCAAAAGAUCUUUCAACAAUAACUUGACCUCGCUCCCACUGUGUGGCUUCAUAGCUCAGUUGGCAAAGCAACGCACCGGUAACGCGGAGGACACGGGUUCGAAUCCCGUUGAAGCCCUGAAUUUUUUCAGGCUUCUUCUUUCCAAUUGCUUAAAUUGGAAAAUUUACUGCGAUGAUCAUUCUUCACCUUCAACUACAACCGCAGUUCAAAAAUGAAAAAACAAAUGAAUUAUUUCAAAUAUACUUCAGAAAAGGGAAAGAUGAAAUUCACUGGACACAUUCACAGGAAAAAACAUAGGCACGUUUAACGUGCAAGAGCCAUUUUGAAUGCUUCAGUGUAACCGUAUUUACAAUCUACUGUUUUAAUCCUAAAUUAAGACUAUUUUUUGUGCGAAAUUGGGUAUUGCUGUGCAUUAUUGAAAACGCGAACCGCUGCCAACAGCUGAGUCGAUGCUCAUACAAUAGAUUCACUUUUCUUUGUCUUUCCUUGCAAAAUAAACAAAUUGUUAAAGUCCUAUGAAUAUCAACUAACCAAAAGUUGCUUAGAGGGAAGACUCGAAGGUUUCAAGGUUUCUUCAUACAUUCUUAAGAUAAUGAAGCUGGUCGAAUACCGAGAAGCUAAGAAAUGACACGAUUUUCAUCGUUGUUGUAGAUGGUUGCAUCAUCAUUAUUCACGAGGUUGUCACAUGCGAUUCUACUUAAUGAAACGGUCUUAAACUCUGACGACUUGAUUCUAAAAGGUAUUGAUUCUUAAAAGAAAAGAGCUUUAACUUAAGGCACUAGUUACGAAACUAAAGAGGUCUUCAUACGUUCAAGUUACUAUUAUUACUGUGAAAAGCCAGUCUGUGUGAGAUAUACAGUCACACAGUUUGCACGUGAAAGUGCUGGACUUUGCCCCUUUCGUGAUUCAUACGUGAGGGAAUGCGAGUUAUCACACAGUAAUCCAGGAAACAGGGUUAUAAAAAUAACUCAAGCAUACAAUUUGCACGUGAAGGCAGUAAACAUGUUUCAUGUUGUUCACCAAAUUCAUGUUUUUUUGGGGGGUUGGGGGGGGGCGGUACGAAAAAGGUCUGUUGAACUUUGUAAGCGAGAGAUUAAGGCUUGUUUACAGGAUUAACAAUACUCGCCUUAUUGCCUUUCAAACUUCUAAAACCCGCACAAUUUAUAGGCUGCAUGCUCCCGAAUUAAAGUCCAUAUCUAAACUUUAAUUGUUGUUCAUUGGAAGAAAUUUGAAAAAUAUAUGAUCUUUUAAACUCUACCAAGAAGCAGGUGAAACACAACUCAUAAAUUAUGAGAUACGUGCGUUGUACCGUUCGCGAUAGUCGAAUUAGGUAAGAAAGUCUUGAAGCAGCUCCCACACUAAAGUAUAUGUAUGGACCCUCAGACAGCUGCAUCACUGUACUCAGAGUUUGAAUCAUAAAGAUAUUUCAAUAUUGUGCUUCUAAACACCUUUAGCCUUAAUCAAAGACGAAAAAAUUGUGCAGAAUCAAGAUAGCGGUCUCACAGUGUCCCUGUUUGACCUUAAGCAAUGUCAUGUUAGAUAUGCCAAAAUCUCAUUCGUUCCUACACUACCCAUCAACUCAUAGUACCUUCAACCUUAUCGGCCCUUGCAACAGACAUCCGAACAUACAAAGCCACAAAGAUACAUACGCUCAGACCACUGACAUACAUGGAGAAUUAAACAGUAAUGGACAAUUAAACAAUUCAGAGAGAACCACCUUACUUUCAGGAAGCCUCCCUUUUCUAAGAAAGUAGAUAUUCUGUUUUGACCAAAUUUUCGAAAACAUCUUGAAAAACUCCUGAAGACGGUGAAAAAGAAGGAUCGUCGGUGGCUUGCCUCUUUCCCUUUCCCCUACCAAAGAGAGGAGGAAAUUCUUCUGUAAAGAACAGCUUUUAAAAUGAAACAUUACUAUUAGACAAUUACCGUUAAAAUUUCUCAACCAUUUUUUGUUGCAGUCAACCCAAUGAGGCUUCGUCAUUAUUGGUUCAUUGUUUGUCUUAGUAAUGCCUGGAUCGUUUUUGAGGCGGGCCAUUCAGAAAAGGACACUAACGAUUCAAGUCCAAUGGAGUGCAAGGAAGGAAGUUUCAUGUUGAACACGUGUGAAGAGCGUUGUGAAUGUAAGAAAGGUAAACUUACCAGCUGUUACCGCGUAAGAAAGGAUUUUACCAAAAUGACCAUCGAGGACAGAAAACGUUAUAUUAACACUUAUAAGCUGGCAUCGGUCCAUCCUGUGGUUAAGAAAGAUUAUGAGAAAUUGAUAGCUCUCCACAACACCGCCGGAGAUCAAGAAAAAGUUCCUGAAGUCUUUUUGCCCUUUCACCGGUGGUUUUUGGUUGAGAUGGAAAACGUACUGCGCAGAAUCGACUGUCGUGUGACUUUACCCUACUGGGAUUGGAGCAAAAACACUCAUCAUUGGUGGAGAGGAACUGGUGACGAAGACCUUUGGAACCCUGAUGAUCAUGGUUUAGGAGGAGAUGGAAGUGAUAACGAUGACAACUGUGUGGAGGACGGAGUUUUCAGCAAAGAUAAAUGGCGUCUCUUAGACGUGUCCGGAGGAGGGUGUUUAAAAAGGAAUUUUACGAAAGACAGCCUUCUCUACGAUAUUGAUCACGUGAAGAAAACUUUAUCGCUACCCCUGGAAGAGUUCGAACAAUUUGAAGAAACUGUCCGUACAGACUAUCACGUGUUGCCUCACAACGCAAUCGGUGGUACAAUGAUGGAUCCUCUAACAGCGGCAAAUGCCCCAGAACUGUUUCUUCACCAUUCAUUUAUGGACAAACUGUGGUAUCAAUGGCAAAACAAAGGAGAUGAAUACAAAAAUGUCUACUUCCCAAGCGUGCCCUUCAAACUUUAUGGAUCAAAGUAUUAUGGCCGGGAAUGGAUUGAUUCUAGUAACCUUCCGGGUCAGGUGAAAGUUCUUUACGAAGAAUGAAAAUAAAAAAAACGAUGAAACAGUUAAAUAAUCCGAUGUAUACUAGGCAGACAUGAAACUCUUUGACAUUAAAUAAUGUGCCGAAAUCAAUUAAUCCUGGACAAUUGAUUUUCGACCAUUCCAGUAAUACUGAGUUGGAACUUACAUGUGUUAUUUAUCAGGACAUAGGACACAUUUUAUGAGGUAAAUAUGCUUAGCCAUACGGCUAAUUUGCAGCCGUUCCCACACGUAGAAUUAAGGUAAAGAAUUAUAUG
Porites lobata is the source of this 8698-nucleotide messenger RNA. The record is from the annotation of a GenBank genome assembly. Lineage: Eukaryota; Metazoa; Cnidaria; Anthozoa; Scleractinia; Poritidae.